AGUACGUCCACACCCAGCUCAUAUCAAUGGCCGCUCUACCAUGGUUCAUCCGCACUCCCUUCUUCAUCCUCGUACUACUACUACUCUCCACCGUCUCAUCUUCUUCGUCUUCCCUCACCCCGGCCAACAGCAAUGGCGGCGACACCGACCUCGCCGCCCUGCUCGCCUUCAAAGCCCAGCUCUCCGAUCCUCUCCGCGUCCUGGCCCUCAACUGGACGACCGGCACGUCCUUCUGCCGCUGGGCCGGCGUCUCGUGCGGCCGACGCAGGCAGCGGGUCACCGCUCUAUGGCUGCCGAACACGCCCCUCAACGGAUCAGUGUCGCCGCACAUCGGUAAUCUCUCUUUCCUCUCCGUCCUCAACCUCGCCAACACCAACCUCACGGGCUCCAUUCCAGCAGAGCUUGGCAGGCUCCAUCGUCUUAGAUACCUCGUCGUUAGAGGCAACAGCCUCUCAAAUGCCAUACCAGCUUCCCUAGGCAACCUCACGCGACUCGAUUUCCUUCACCUAGGUUUCAACAGACUCUCUGGCCAGAUCCCUCCUGAGAUGCUGCAACGUAUGCACAACCUCACGAUGAUUAGUCUGGCCGUCAAUGACUUGAGUGGCCAAAUACCACCGCAUUUGUUCAACAACACGCCCUCUUUGAGAGAAGUCUAUUUGGGAAAUAACAGCCUUUCAGGUCCUAUACCACACUCUAUUGCAUCCCUAUCCAUGCUUGAGAUCUUGGCCUUGCAUGUUAAUCAACUCUCUGGCGUGGUACCACAAGCCAUGUUCAACAUGUCAAAGUUGCAGGUCCUUGCAAUCGCAGGAAACUACAGACUAACUGGAAUGUUUUCGACCAAUCAAAGUUUUAGUCUCCCAAUGCUGCAAGUUAUCGACCUUGGUAACAACAAUUUUGUUGGCCGGUUUCCAUCGGGGCUUGCAACAUGCCAGUACCUAGAAAGAAUUUCUUUGGCUGGCAAUUCUUUUGUGGAUGUUGUGCCGACAUGGGUAGCCAAAUUGCCAAACCUGAAAAUUCUUCGAUUGGGUUCUAAUAACCUUGUGGGCUCGAUCCCAACUGCUCUUAGCAAUCUCACCGGUCUUACCACGCUAGCACUCGACUCUGGCAACCUAACAGGGGAGAUUCCACAAGAAUUGUCUCUUAUGCAGGAACUCUCGACUCUGGGUAUUUCAUCCAAUCAAUUGACAGGUGAAAUUCCGGCUUCCCUUGGUAACUUAUCCAAAUUGUCUGUUCUGACAUUGGAUAAUAAUCGGUUGUCCGGUCAAGUACCAACAACACUUGGAAAAAAUGGAGCUUUGAACAUGCUUCUUUUGGCACGUAACCAUUUAGAGGGGAACCUAGACUUCUUGUCAACUCUUUCCCAGUGCAGACGACUCCAAGUCCUUAUAAUAGGAGCUAACUCUUUCACAGGCGUCCUGCCUAGUCUUGUGGGAAACCUCAGUUCACGAUUAUAUGAGUUCAGUGCAUUUGAAAACCAGUUAAUAGGUGGACUCCCAGUAGAAAUUUCAAACCUAAGCAGCCUUGUACGGAUUGAUCUUAGUGACAACCUACUCACCAAGCCAGUCCCAGAAUCUACCGCGAUGUUGGAGAAUCUUGUAUAUCUUGAUCUCUCCAACAAUAACAUGUUAGGCCCUAUACCAACACAAAUGGGCAUGCUCAGGAGACUAGAGCGAGUUUCUUUCCGUGCAAACAAAUUAUCAGGCUCUAUACCAAGCAGCUUUGGUAAUCUUAGUUUGUUAGAAGAGAUCGACUUGUCGAGUAACCAGUUAAGUUCAAUGAUACCUUUGUGCUUUUUCCACCUAGAUAAACUUCUCAUACUAGAUCUCUCAAAUAAUUCCUUCACUGGUGCAGUGCCGGCCGAUGUUUCAUAUCUAAGACAAACAUAUCGAAUGGACCUUUCUUCCAACUUCUUGAUAGGAAGCAUCCCGGAAUCACUCGGACAACUUAACAUGCUAAUCGACUUAAAUCUAUCACACAACUUCUUCAAAGGCUUAAUUCCAAGCCCACUAGAAAAUUUAAAAAGCUUAGCAUCAUUAGACCUCUCAUUUAACAACCUCUCUGGUACCAUUCCCAUGUUCCUUGCCAAUUUUACCUACUUGACUAUCUUGAACCUCUCAUUCAAUAGUCUAGAAGGCCAAAUACCCGAGGGUGGUGUUUUCUCAAACCUCACGUUGCAAUCUUUGAUUGGGAAUGUUGGGCUAUGUGGCGCUCCACGCCUACAGUUUUCGCCAUGUCUUGACAUACCUCGCUCAAGUAACAAGCACUUCUUACCAAUUCUACUCCCAACGCUCACACUAGCUGUUGGCGUCAUUGUCAUUUCCCUAUACAUAUGGUUCAGAAAGAAACUUAAGAAGGGAGAGGACAUGGUUGCUGCCGAUCCAACUGAUGUCACAGGCCAUCAAAUAGUCUCCUAUCAUGAGCUCGUUCGUGCCACCAAUAGUUUCAGCGAAGAUAACAUUUUAGGUUGCGGAAGCUUUGGAAAAGUAUUCAAGGGCCAAUUGAGUACCGGUUUGGUGGUUGCAAUAAAAGUUCUUGACAUGCAGCUGGAGCAGGCCAUUCGAAGUUUUGAUGCUGAAUGUCGAGUGCUUCGCAUGGCGCGACACCGCAACCUGAUAAAGAUACUCAAUACAUGUUCAAAUCUGGAUUUCAGAGCGCUAGUGCUCCAGUACAUGCCGAAUGGAAACUUGGAGACACUCCUGCACCGAUCUCAGAGUUCAUGGCGCCUAGGGUUCCUUGAGAGACUAGGCAUCAUGCUCGACGUCUCGAUGGCAAUGGAGUAUUUGCACCAUGAGCAUUAUGAACUUAUCUUGCACUGUGACUUGAAGCCUAGCAAUGUGUUAUUUGACGAGGAUAUGACAGCGCAUGUGGCAGACUUUGGCAUUGCAAGGUUGAUUCUAGAGGACAACUCUAUGACAUGUGCGAGCAUGCCGGGAACAGUGGGAUACAUGGCUCCAGAAUACGGGUCUCUUGGGAAAGCAUCAUGGAAGAGCGAUGUGUUCAGUUAUGGAAUUAUGCUUCUUGAAGUGUUCACUGGAAGGAGACCCACUGAUGCUAUGUUCGGUGCACAACUAACCCUUAGGCAGUGGGUCCAUCAUGCAUUUCCUUCUGAGCUCAUCCAAGUCGUUGAUGGCCAGCUACUGCACGGCUCUUCUAUUUCUAGCUCCAGCUUGGAUGAUGGUUUUCUUGUGCCGGUCUUCGAGUUGGGAUUGCACUGCUCCAGCGACUUGCCUGAUCAAAGGAUGGCGAUGCGCGAUGUAGUCGUGACGCUGAAGAAGAUCAAAGCCGAGUACAUCAAAUUGACAGCAACCAUACCACAUUGUGGAACACAAUGAUUGAUAUCAGUGUGCUUGCUUAUGUCUCAUCUAUAACUAUGUAUAGAUGCGUCUGAUUCUACUUCUGCACUCAGAACACUCACAAAAGCAUUUGG
Molecule: messenger RNA, 3427 nt
Organism: Triticum urartu
Lineage: Eukaryota; Viridiplantae; Streptophyta; Magnoliopsida; Poales; Poaceae
Biological process (GO): protein phosphorylation
Molecular function (GO): protein binding; ATP binding; protein kinase activity
Source: RefSeq, a predicted model, not a curated record